UCGGCCCUUCCUUGCUGCAUGCAUACAAGUACGGAGAUGGCGAGGUCUUGGUCGCUUCUUCUGCCGUUUGCUCUAGCAUUGGUUGCUUCUGCUUCUCACGCUGCCAUUGUGGAGCACACCUUCAAUGUCGGGAACCUCUCCAUUAGCCAGCUCUGCCAGCCGGACAGGAUCAUCACGGGGGUGAAUGGCCAGCUACCGGGCCCGACGAUUCGAGCCAGCGAGGGUGACACGGUGGUUGUACACCUCGUCAACGAAUCGCCAUACGGCAUGACCAUCCACUGGCAUGGCAUAUUCCAGCGUGGGAGCCAGUGGGCAGAUGGACCGGCAAUGGUCACACAGUGCCCCGUCCAGCCAGGUGGCAACUACACCUACCGCUUCAACGUCACUGGGCAGGAGGGCACGUUGUGGUGGCACGCCCACUUCUCCUUCCUUCGUGCCACCGUCUAUGGUGCCCUCAUCAUCCUGCCCCGCGGCGGCGCCGAGGCCUACCCCUUCACUAAGCCCGACAAGGAAGAGAUCGUCAUGUUCGGGGAGUGGUGGAACGCCAAUGUAUUUGACUUGCAGCAGAUGGCGCUCCUCACCGGAAUCCCUGCGGGGCCAGCCGAUGCCUACACCAUCAACGGCAAGCCGGGAGACCUAUACAACUGCUCCGCCCCAAAUCAGACACACAUGUUUGAAGCGAGGAAGAAUGAGACGUACCUGCUCCGGAUCAUCAACGCUGCGCUCAACACGCCUCUGUUCUUCAAGGUCGCGAACCACACCUUCACCGUCGUGGCGGCGGAUGCGUGCUACACCACGCCGUACAAGACAGGCGUGGUGGUGGUCGGGCCCGGGCAGACCGUUGACGCACUCAUGGUCGCGGACGCCACCGCCGGGCGCUACUACAUGGCGGCGUCCCCCUACGAUAGUGGGAUACCAUCGGGGCCGCCGUUCAGCAAGACUGUCGCGACGGCGGUGCUGGAGUACGCCGGUGGAGCGAACACGACCUCACCGCCUGCGCUGCCACAACUGCCAGGGUUCAAUGACACGAACACUGCGCACAGGUUCCUCUCCAACCUGACCGCGCUGGUGCUCCCCGGCAAGCCGACCGUGCCGCUCGCGGUGGACACCCGCAUGUUUGUCACCGUCGGGAUGGGCGUCGCGGACUGCCAGCCGGAGCAGACGUUGUGCAACCGGAGCCGCACCAUGUUCGCGUCGAGCAUGAACAAUGCUUCCUUCGUGCCGCCAAGGAGCACCUCCAUGCUCGAGGCCCACUACAGCAACUUGACGGCGGGCGUGUACACCCGCGACUUCCCCGACCAGCCGCCGAUCCUCUUCGACUACACCGCCGACGCGAGCAACAACGCCACGAUGCAGUACACGACCAAGUCCACCAAGGUGAGGACGCUCCGGUACAAUGAGACGGUGGAGAUGGUGCUCCAGAACACGCGGCUCAUCGCCAAGGAGAGCCACCCCAUGCACCUCCACGGCUUCAACUUCUUCGUCCUCGCGCAGGGCUUUGGGAACUACAAUCAAACAACUGCGGCGCCGCAGUUCAACCUCGUCAAUCCCCAAGAGCGCAACACCGUCCUCGUCCCCACUGGUGGCUGGGCCGUCAUCCGCUUCGUGGCCGACAAUCCCGGGAUGUGGUACAUGCACUGUCACUUCGAGGCUCAUCUUGAUCUCGGGUUGGGAAUGGUGUUUGAGGUUCAGGACGGGCCCACACUGGAUACUUCUCUGCCGCCGCCACCUAAAGACCUGCCGCAAUGUUGAUCGAUAAACUAGCUAGGGUCAUUUGCUUUAAUUUGUACAUGAAUAAAGAGGAGCUGAAGAGGCUACCAUAUAUAUAUUUGGUUGGUAUUUUAAUAGCUCUGCAUUACUUGUUAGUUUUUGUAAGUUCGGUUGUAAUAUGGUUGUGAUGUGUGUUUGUCUGUUAUCUUACGUGAAUUUGUUUAAAAUGGCACUUCA
Molecule: messenger RNA, 1947 nt
Organism: Triticum aestivum (bread wheat)
Lineage: Eukaryota; Viridiplantae; Streptophyta; Magnoliopsida; Poales; Poaceae
Product: laccase-25
Exons: 5
Coding region: 19-1752 (577 amino acids)
Biological process (GO): lignin catabolic process
Cellular component (GO): apoplast
Molecular function (GO): hydroquinone:oxygen oxidoreductase activity; copper ion binding
Source: RefSeq, a predicted model, not a curated record